ACAGCUGGUGACAAGGGGGGGGGAGGGGGACAGCAGGGACACCCCCGGGACAGGGGGCAGGAGGAUUUGGGGACCCCCCCCGGGUGGCGGGGGACAGCUGGUGGCGGGGUUGGGGUCACCCCGUGACCCCCUGGGGACAGGGGACAGCAGGGACGGGGUUUGGGGACACCCCGGUGACCGGGGACGGGCCGGUGCCAGGUGCUGGGGACCCCCCUGGUGACACCUUGGGGACACCACGGGUGACGUCGGGAGGGGUGGGGACCCGCCGUGACACAGAGGGGGGGUGGGACACUCGGGGAGGGGGGUUGGGGACAAUUGGGGGACACCAGGGACAAGUUCGGGGGCACCCCAAGGGUUGAGGGGUCCCCCAAAUUUUUGGGGUCACCCCAGGACCUCGAGGCUCCUGAGACCCCCGAGGACCACCCAGCUCUGCCCACCCCCAACAUUUUUUGGGGUCCCCCAAACUUUGGGGUCACCCUGGGACCCCCUACCCAAUUUAGGGGGUCCCCCAAAUCUGUAGUACCCCCCCCAAGAAACCUGAGGGUCCUCCAGGAGCGUUGGCCCCCAAGAAUUUGGGCCCCCCCCCCAAAUCUUUUGGGGCCCCCAAGAGUUUUGGGGUCCCCCAAAUUUGUAGAGACCCUCCACAAGUCUUAAAGACCCCAAAAGUUUUGGGGUGCCCCCAACCCUGAAGAACCUCGAGGUUCCUCCAACGUUGUAGACCCCCAAUACUUCAGGAGUUCCCCCAAAUCUUUAGGGCCCCAUUGGGACCCCCAAGAGUUUUGGGGUCCCCCGAACUUGUAGGGACCCUCCACAAGUCUUAAAGACCCCAAAAGUUUUGGGGUGCCCCCAACCCUGAAGAACCUCGAGGUUCCUCCAACGUUGUAGACCCCCAACAUUUUAGAGAUCCCCAAAUCUUUAGGGCCCCCUUGGGACCUCCAAGAGUUUUGGGGUCCCCCCAGCCUGUAGAGACCCUCCACAAGUCUUAAAGACCCCAAAAGUUUUGGGGUGCCCCCAGCCCUGAAGAACCUCGAGGUUCCUCCAACGUUGUAGACCCCCAAUACUUCAGGAGUUCCCCCAAAUCUUUAGGGCCCCAUUGGGACCCCCAAGAGUUUUGGGGUCUCCCCAACCUGUAGGGACCCUCCAAAACUCCCAAACCCCUGAGGGUCGCCCCCACCCCUGCAGACCCUCCCUCUCCCCCCUGACCACCCCCGUGCCCCCCGCGGUGCCGCCCCCGGCCCAGGCUGCCCUCGGUGCCCUCCGCCCCGCCCGUGCCCCGGCGCGCCGGGGGUGCCCCCGCGGGCAUGGGGGAGCCGCUGGGCUGCUGCGAGCGCGUGGCCAUCAACGUGGCCGGCCGGCGCUUCGAGACCCUGGUGCGGACGCUGCGGCGCUUCCCCGACACCCUGCUGGGCGACCCCCGGCGCCGGCGCCGCUUCUUCGACCCCCAGCGCCGCGAGUACUUCUUCGACCGGCACCGCGGCGCCUUCGGGGCCGUGCUCUACUACUACCAGAGCGGGGGGCGGCUCCGCAGGCCGCCGGACGUGCCGCUGGACGUGUUCCUGGAGGAGCUGAGGUUCUACCAGCUGGGCGAUGAGGCCGAGGAGCGGCUGCGCGAGGCCGAAGGGUUCUCGGUGGAGGAGCCGCCGGUGCUGCCGCGCGGGGGGCUGAGGCGGCGGGCGUGGCUGCUGUGCGAGCACCCCGAGAGCUCGCCGGCCGCCAGGGUGGUGGCCCUGCUGUCCGUGCUGGUCAUCCUGGUGUCCAUCGUGGUGUUCUGCCUGGAGACGCUGCCGCAGUUCCGCGCCGGCGCCGAGGGAGAGCCCCCCUCGCCCACCCCCACCAACACCACCACCCCCACUCCCCCUCCCCACCGCUCCGGCCUGACCGACCCUUUCUUCCUGGUGGAAACCAUCUGCAUCUGCUGGUUCUCCCUGGAGCUGCUGGUGCGCCUGGUGGCCAGCCCCAGCAAGGCGGCCUUCUUCCGCAGCGCCAUGAACCUCAUCGACCUGGCGGCCAUCGCGCCCUACUUCAUCGCGCUGGGCACGGAGCUGGCGCGGCAGCGCGGCAUCGGCCAGCCCGCCAUGUCGCUGGCCGUGCUGCGCGUCAUCCGCCUGGUGCGCGUCUUCCGCGUCUUCAAACUGUCCCGCCACUCCACCGGCCUGCAGAUCCUGGGCCAGACCCUCAAGGCCAGCAUGAGGGAGCUGGGCCUGCUCAUCUUCUUCCUCCUCAUCGGCGUCGUGCUCUUCUCCAGCGCCGUCUACUUCGCCGAGGCCGAGGACGCCGCCACGGCCUUCACGUCCAUCCCGCAGGCCUUCUGGUGGGCGGUGGUCACCAUGACCACGGUGGGCUACGGGGACAUGGCGCCGGUGACGGUGGGGGGCAAGCUGGUGGGCUCGCUGUGCGCCAUCGCGGGCGUGCUGACCAUCUCGCUGCCCGUGCCCGUCAUCGUCUCCAACUUCUCCUACUUCUACCGGCGCGAGCUGCGCGGCGAGGAGGGCGGGCAGGUGGUGCCCGCCGCGCCCUGCCCCCACCACCCCGAGGGGCCCGGGGAGACCCCCGAGACCCCCAAGGCGGGCGGGGGGCCCGGGGAGGGCUGGGGGGUGGAUGGGGAGGCAGGCGGGGAGAAGGGUUCUCCCACCCACCCUUGGAGGACCCACCCCGUCCUCCACCGCCAGAGGGCGCCACGACGUCACUCAACUUACCGGAAGUGGCGGCGUAUCAAGACCGGAAGUCGCCUCGCAGGCCCCAAAAGAGGCGUGGCCUAG
Molecule: messenger RNA, 2759 nt
Organism: Haemorhous mexicanus (house finch)
Lineage: Eukaryota; Metazoa; Chordata; Aves; Passeriformes; Fringillidae
Gene: KCNA7
Product: potassium voltage-gated channel subfamily A member 7
Exons: 3
Coding region: 1302-2759 (485 amino acids)
Biological process (GO): protein homooligomerization; potassium ion transmembrane transport
Cellular component (GO): membrane; voltage-gated potassium channel complex
Molecular function (GO): protein binding; delayed rectifier potassium channel activity
Source: RefSeq, a predicted model, not a curated record